Molecule: messenger RNA, 1092 nt
Organism: Pan troglodytes (chimpanzee)
Lineage: Eukaryota; Metazoa; Chordata; Mammalia; Primates; Hominidae
Exons: 3
Coding region: 1-999 (332 amino acids)
Biological process (GO): virion assembly
Source: RefSeq, a predicted model, not a curated record
AUGGCUGAGAGAUGCACAGCAACCAACUGCCCCCCCCCCCAUCCUGUUCUACCUGACAGCGGGGACCCACUGUUCACAGAACCCCCUCCAUACCCCUCCGGGCCCCGGGCCCCAGCCCCCGUGGCUGAGCUGCGGGAGGGAGCAGGUGGACGGGAGGCAGCCGGCACAUACGGGCCCGCUGAAAGGGAAAGUAACUUUAAAGGGCCGGCGGGGCGGACGCGAGGGCGCACUUCACGGACUAGCCCCCCUCAGCCGCCUGACUCCACGGUGGCUUUACCCCUUCGGGAAAUAGGACCCCCAGAUGACACAGGAAUCCCCAGGCUCCAGUACUGGCAAUUCUCCACCAGUGAUCUGUAUAACUGGAAGACUCAGAGUGCUCGGUUUUCAGACAACCCCAAAGAUUUACUGGCUUUACUGGAUAGUGUCAUGUUCACCCACCAGCCCACUUGGGAUGAUUGUCAGCAGCUCCUCCGAAUCUUGUUCACCAUGGAAGAGCGAGAGAGAAUACAGAUAGAAGCUAGAAAGCUGGUCCCGGGGGAUGACGGUCAACCGACUGCCAACCCCGACCUCAUAAAGGCAACCUUUCCUCUGACCAGGCCGGCGUGGGACUACAACACGGCAGAAGCCUUACAGAAAAUUCACCAAGAAAUCUGGCCCAAGCUGAAAGAGCUAUAUGAGACCAGUCCCCCACCGACACCCCAUCCGUACCAGCCGGGAGACUGGGUCCUGGUUAAGCGACACCGACAAGAGACCCUAGAGCCCAGGUGGAAAGGACCACUCCAAGUACUCCUGACCACACCCACCGCCCUGAAGGUAGAAGGCAUUGUGUCGUGGAUCCACUACACCCACGUCAAGCCAGUGGACCCAAUCUCCGACCUUCUGGGGCCAAUCACAGCGGCGGCUGAAGCACCGGACACGUGGACUGUGGACAGAACUAAGAACAACCCCUUAAAACUCACCCUGCACUGGCAGCAUAGCUCACUGCAAACAUGCAGUUAGGUAGUCUAACUCUAACAUUAGUCGCCCUAGUGGCCGCUGGGGAAAACAUAAAGCCAGCUCCUAAUCCCUUUGUCUGGAGAUUCUGGCUUUAUG